Molecule: messenger RNA, 1636 nt
Organism: Diachasma alloeum
Lineage: Eukaryota; Metazoa; Arthropoda; Insecta; Hymenoptera; Braconidae
Exons: 2
Coding region: 89-1591 (500 amino acids)
Cellular component (GO): nucleus
Molecular function (GO): DNA binding
Source: RefSeq, a predicted model, not a curated record
GCGUAUGGCGGCGCACCUUCCAUCAAUUGCGGUCGUUCUACAUCAACUCUUCCAGAUACACAAUCAUUUUCAUAAUUGAUCAUCGAAAAUGUCCUCAGCAAAGAAACCGCCGCCAAACCCCCAAUACAAGCGUUUCAAAUACUCCGACGAGUCUAUGAAAAAAGCUAUCGAAGCAGUAAAAAAUGGGCAAUCUUUAAGCAACGCAGCAUCCGCCUACAGCGUUCCAAAAACGACCUUGCAUUCCCGAGUGACAGGUAAAUUUUCCGAGAAAGGCAAAAUGGGACCUAAAUCCAUUCUAACCGAAGAAGAAGAGCAAGACUUGAAGCGUUGGAUCUUGGGUAAAGCCCAGUUGGGCUUCCCAAUGCAUCCAGACGAGGUGAAAGACGCAGUUCAAAAAAUUCUCCUCGAGUCCCCAAGAGAAAAUCCCUUCAAGAACAACCGUCCCGGGAAUAAAUGGCUCACUCUCUUCAUGAAGAGACACCCAGAGAUUAGCACAAAGAACUCUGAAAUCGUUUCGAGAGCUAAAAUCACUGUUACGCAAGAGGGAUUAAAAGAGUGGUUCAUCGAGACCAGAAGUUUCCUCACCAAGAAACAUUGUCUCGACGUUUUGGAUUUACCUGGCAGCAUAUUUUACGUUGAAGAGAGUGGCGUGCUGGUUUGUCCAAAGUCUGGAGUCAUCCUGGGGCCAAAGAGCGAGAGGAGAACGUCUGAAACGUCUGGAACUGAAAAAGAGUUUAUCACAGUUUUGUGCACUUUCUCAGCAGCUGGUGAUAUCGUUCCUCCGAUGGUGGUUUAUCCUUACAAAAGAAUUCCCACGCACAUACAAGUAUUGUUUCCAGAUAAAUGGACCAUUGCCAAGUCGGAGACUGGACUGAUUGCCACCACAACGUUCCAGGAUUACGUUAUCAAGAGCUUCCACCCUUGGUGUUUGAAGGAAAACGUGCAAUUCCCAGUGAUUAUCUUCACUCAUUCUCAGAAGCAUCAUGUGACUGCUGAGCUUCACGAGUUCUGUGUGAAAAAUGAGAUUAUUAUUUACUCACUGCCAUUGCAUUCGACUGGAAUGAUGAGGAGAUUUGAUUCUGCUGUGUUGAAACCUUUGAGGAACUUCUGGAAACGGAAAAUUGAUGAGGGAAAACAGCCAGGGGUUAAGGCCAUUACGAAGACCACUUUUGCUCCACUUUGUAAGAGAUCCAUCGAUGAAUUCCUGGGUGAUGAGAGAGAAAGGAUAAUCAAGGAGGGAUUUAAAAUUGUUGGGCUGUUUCCUUUUGACGAGAAUGCUGUGGACUACAGUAAAUGUCUGCCUGAAGCUGCUCAGGAGAAGAUCUCAGAGUCCCUGAUCAUGAUGAGGGACUACAAAUCUGCUAAGAAGGUCAUUGAGUAUUUUAUUGGGCCUGUGCGGACCAAUUUGUUUGAGAGUAUUAGGAACGGAGAUAAGUCAGAGGAUUCUCUGGAUCCUCUAUUCCUGUGCUGGAACAUGUGUGUUGAUAAGGUAGAGGAGGUAGAGAGUAUUGAGGUAGAUGAAGAUUUAGUAGCACAGGAGGAUGACGAAGAGGAAGAGAAUGCUGAUGAUGGGUUCCAUUACGUUUUCUAAUGACUAAUGUAUGAAUAGUAAAUAAAACGGAUUAUUCGUUGUUGA